GCGGUUACGUCGAAAACUUUUGCUGUUACAUAAAAAACGAAACUUCGUUAAUAUGAUUUUGAUAUUUUAUUUUUGACAAACGAAAAUUGUGCGGUGUGUGUGUGUGUUGUGGAUUAAACUAUUUAAAAUAUAUUUAUUCAUAUAUAUAUAUAUAUAUAUAUAUAUAAAAAAAAAAUGAAGGUUAUAUUAUUAUUUGUGUUGUUUAUCGCCCUUUUAACCGGCUUGGGGGAAGCCAGAAUCAAAUCUCCUUUAUUGGACGAAGAUUUACCCAGAUCUAGGAACAAAGCUGCCGAAUGUAUAUUUGGUAAACAAAUAAGGGAAUUGGGAUCGCAAUGGAUACCAGAUUUGGGAGUUCCCAUAGGAGUUUUAUACUGCAUGAAAUGUGAAUGCGUACCGUUUCAGAGAAAACGGAGGAUCGUGGCUAGAGUCCAAUGUAGAAACAUCAAAAACGAAUGUCCUGAACCGACCUGCGAAGAUCCCGUUUUAUUACCGGAGAGAUGCUGUAAAACGUGCCUUGGCGAUAAUAAAAAUGAACCCGACGUUAUAAAAGAUAUCGUCCCACAAAACGUCGUCGAAGAUGAAGAGAAAAGAAUCAACCAUUUCGCGGCCCUUCUCACCGGCAGAUCGUCUCUGGACCUCCGAAACGACACGUCUACCAAAGAUUUGAAUAAAAGCACCGUGGUGGCGACCGGAAGAUUCACGUUCCACAAAAGGAACCUCCAUUAUUCGUUUUAUAUAUCGGAAAAGGCGGCCAGACCUAGAUCGUUGCAUUUUAUGGACAAUCAAGGCAACAUCCUCGAGGAGUUCACUUUAUCUCACGCCGGAGGAUUGGUCAACAGUCUUUAUCAGAACGCUACGAGAAAAGUUUGCGGGAUAUGGAGAAGGCUCCCGAGGGAUUACAGGAGAUUAUUGAAACAAGAAAAAAUGUACGUGGUUUUAAUAUGGGGUACUAAAGAUACGGAAUUCACCCUUAGCGGAAAAUUAACUAAAUACGUAGCGCUCGGUAGCGAAUUAUUUAGUUCGCUUUUGGAACCAGCUCCCGGUACCGACUCGACUAGAAUGGCGGGUUCGGGUGGUACCGCUAUAGUAUCGACAUCGUCAACACCCUCGCCCUCCGUACAUAUCGCUAUAAUAUUUAACGGCUUAUUCGACGAUCGAGAAUCCUCGGGGGUGCCCAUAAACGUAAUGCUGGCCGUUGACGAAAAAAAACAAAUCAUUCUCGAAGGGAAUAUAAAAGUGAAUUUGCCGGCACCGGAUUUGAAUUUCGUUGAAAUAAGCACUCCGAUAUCCCUAUCGGAACUACGUUCCUUAUCUAGAGGUAGAAUACUGUUAACGGUAUCAUCAGUUUCGGAUCCGAAUAAUUUACGACUCAGCGGUAGCGUUAUAACGAAGGUAACGUGCGAGAUCUUUCAAACGAUCUUGACAGGGGAAAAAGAUCUAACCUCAAUUACCAGCGGUUUAGCUUGGAUGUACCUGAAUAAUCAAGGGGCUCUAAUAUACAGUAUCCAAGUGGAUAGUAUGGAUCAAGAGCAAUUCCACACAGUUACUUUGACCGAUACCACCGGAAAGAAGAAAGCGGAAGUGCUUACGCCGGCUUUUCACGACGGAUGGGCAAACGGUACGGAAGAUAGGAUGGUUCAUAAAAUUUUAGAGCCUCUAUACAACAGUAGAUUAGAUAUGAGAAUAGCCGUGGGUAAUGGUAGUUUACACGGGCAUCUUAAUGCUAAAUUAGUAGCUGACGCUAGAGACGCUCCGGCUCCAUUGUUGCUUAAAAGAGAAAAUUUCAGUCUACCAUCAUCGGUAGUGGGUCUUGCUUGGAUUUCUGUUGAUACCGAUUGUCAUAUACAUUACGACGUUUCCGUUUCCGGAUUGGGACACGAAAAAAAAUUGCAGUUAUACUUGGAGAUGUACCCAAUUAUAGCACCCGGUGCACCGGUUCUAAUUAAAACUUUGGAAGAAUUCAUCGGUAAUCAAGUAGAAGGUAGCCCCAUAGACGUUCUUACCAAAGAAGAAUUAGACAUGUUAGAUAGCGGAGUAAAUUUCGUUAAAUUAAAAGAUUCCUUAUCUAAUUUAGUAUUAUUAUCAGCGACAUUAACAAAGGUCAAGUUGCCGAUAUCUUGCAGGCCUUCCCAUAGAGAUAGAGAUAACAUAGUUCCAGUUAUAAACGAUAUACCGGAUGGAGCUCAUCCAACGGAAGAUUGUUUUUUCGAAGGAAAAUUCUAUAAAAGGGAUAGCACUUGGGUAUCUAAGAAUCCUUGUCAGAUGUGCUUCUGUCAAGACGGUCAGGCGUCUUGCGACCGUAUGACUUGCCCGGAUUUAACAUGUACCCCUCAUAACAAUCUAACAACCCCCGGAGAAUGUUGUCCCGUAUGUGGGGACACGGAAUUAUUGAAAAGCAAUAGAAAAUGCGUUUUCAACGGUAUGACUUACUCUUCCGGUAGUAAAUUCCAUCCGUUUCUCAUACCGAUCGGCUUCGACGACUGCACCAUAUGCACUUGUGACCCUGUUGAUUUGGAAAUAAAAUGUAGAAGAAUUGAAAGUAAUUCGGCCAAAUGUGGUAAAGGAGCUAUUACGACACCGGAAACUUUGAGCGAAGACGAUAUUAGAAAGUGGUCUAUAAAACGAAAAGAAGAAGUUUCGAAUACGGAAUUAAUCAUAAAAGAAGGUGGUUGUAAAAAUUAUAAUAACCCAGAGAAGCCCUACAAAAACGGCAGUUCUUAUCACCCCUAUAUAGCGUCGCUCGGAGAAUAUAAAUGUGUCACCUGUAAAUGUCAGAAUGGUACACAAACUUGCGCCAGAGAACGAUGCGAAUGGAAAAAUUGCAAACUGGUUUUCGAUUUACGAAAAACUAAAACAAAAAACAACAAAAAAAUGCCUGUAACUUUCUCGGAUUACUGUUGUUCUUUAAAAGAAUGCCGGAAAAUUAGGCACAAGAAGAAAGUGGAAGAAAGGGCUUCUCACAAACAAUGAAAGACGGUUUUUUUUUAAAAAACACUUUCUCAUGUUUUGGAAUUAUUUAUCCUAAGUUUUGGAAAUUCUUAAAAGGUGGAUUUUUUGAGUCCUUGUUACCCCUUAACCAAAGAAGACUGAGGCAGCUUAAGAAUGGCGAUGAUGAAGAGAGAAAGAGAGAGAGAACGACAGAUAGACAGCUGCCAAAAGUAUUUAUUUACAAUUAGGUUUUAUUCUUAAGGGUAGGAAUAUGUAGAGAAUCAGUCAUAAAUAAACAAAAAAUCAAUAUCAAAAUUAAAUCACGGAUGUCAUUUUCAUAACAAUAAAUAUUCUCAAAAUAUGUUUUAUACUUCUCUUUAAAUAUUUUUAAUCGAGACAUUAUGGAAUGACGUUGUAGUAGGCGGAGCAAUUACCGCCAUCUUGACAUUACGUGUUAGUACAUUCAGUAUGCAGCCAGCAGAGGUAGCGUGCACUUCGUUGCUAUUGUACUUUGUACACAAUGGAGUAUUUCAAGUGAAAAUCGAGUCAAUUGCAAAGUACUGUGAUAAGGUUUUUAUUGUAAAAAAAUUUACACGUGUGGCGAAACACUCGACGAAAAAAUUCUGUUUUUCUCAUACUCAACAGAUCUGCAAUAAUCUUGAAGUUACUAGUCAUGAAGACUUGGCAACGCUUUAUCUUUGAAAUAUUAAAAACGUGUAAAUAAUUGAAUGUUUUUCUGUGAUUUAAUACUCAAUUUCCGAAAAUAAUUUAUAAUUUUGUUUUUAUCAAUCGAAAUAUCAAAGUUUAAAUUAUUAUAAAAAUUUCGAGUAAUAAUAAAAGGUUUUCAUAUAACCUCAAAAAUUUGACGAAUUCUUGCAAUAUUUCUCCCUUGUAUAUUUGUAUAUAUAGUUCAAGCACUUGAAAGCAAAGUCAAAUUAUAAAGUUCGAUAUUUUCUUUGAGAAUUUAAGGCAUAUGAGAUUUUAUUUAUUUAUAUUUUUGUAAUAUUUUUCAUAAGAACGAUUAUUUGACUGUGCUUAUAUAAUUAACUAUUUAUUUGACAAAAAUAUUGUUUGUAAAUGAUUCCACGGUUUGUAGAAUAUAACUCAAAGAGCUUUAAUUAAAGUACAGUCUUGCAAUAAGUAUCAAUAUCAUUAAAAGUAUAAUUAUUUUUGUGUUGAAAAAGUCUGGCAACAAUGAGCUAUAAAAAUAUGUCUGCAAUAUCAAAUCAAACUAGAUCUGUCAAUUAAAGAAUUGGUAUAGAAUCGAUUAUAAUUGUGACUCACAUUAUUGUUUUCAAUUGUGACUCACAUUAUUGUUUUCGUAUCGAGACGAAUUAAUUUAUUUCAGAUCUUUGAGUUAUACUACAAACAUUUGAGAGAAUUUUUUCUCAAUACUCAUUAUAUUAGAGAAGAAGGCUGAAAAGAAUGUUUUUCGGGGAAAGUUCAAAGAUAUCUUGGACUGUAUAAUAUUUAUACUAAUUAAUUUUCACUAAUAAGAUUUUAUAUAAAAAUUUUAAGUGACGUUUAUCGUUGAGUUUUUCCCGCGUUUGUGAAUGAUAUAUAUCUAAAUAUUAUCAAAAAAAAAAAAGUUAAAUGGUGCCAAAAUUGGAUAUUAAGAUUAUCUUAAUGUUGUCAACAAUGAAUUAGUAGAUUCUUCAAAACUUUUCCAAAUUUGAUGAACAUAAUAUAAGAAAUUGAGGUUAGGAACUGUUUAAAUCAUCACAAACAAUUUCUAUAGCAAAAACAAUCUAACUUGAAAGGUGAAAAAUUAUCUAAAUGUCAUUUCUACGAAAAAUUUACUUUGUUAAACUACCUGGUAAUAUUUUCCUCGAAAAUUGUGGAGUUUCUACUAAUACAUAACUUAAAUUAAGGGUUUAAGGUGCAGUAUUUUCAUUUUUAGUCCUCAAACAAAUUAUAAUUUUCUAAUUUGACCAAUUUUAUAUCGAUUUAUUAACUCCUUGCUUAAGAAACUAAUAUUUGUCUAAUUAGUUUUUCAAUGAAUCAAUAAACUUAAAGUUGGAAAUAAUAUGCAAGAAAAACAUAAUAAACAAAUACAUUUCUAUUUAUAAAAUACUAUUUACCUUUUAUUAUCAUUAUUCUUUUCAUCAAAAUGAUGUAUAUUAUCAACAUAAUUGACAGAGACAAUUGACAACGUCUUCUUUUUUAACUAGUUUGACGUUGAGAUAUUCGUAAUCGCGUUAUAAAACAAGAAGAUUUAAGUUCGAGGCCAUAAAAUUUAAUGAAUAAGAAGAGAAGAGAGGUUGGAUACGUAAUGUUUCCAAUAGGUAAAUCGAGAUAAAAUUAAAGUUUGGUAUUUCCGUGUGGAAAAUUUGAUUUCUUAUAUUAGUUGUAUAUUUUGUAUAUACGUAAAUUGUAUAUAAAUUUAAUUUAAUAAUGGGUGCAUUAGUUUUAAUCGAAAAUAAUUUAAACCGAUUUUGGCAACCAUUUUGAUUAUUAGUAGAACAUAUCAUAUAUAGUGCCAUUAUUAAGACAAAACUUCAAGUACUUAAACUCAUAGACGUAUGAUGAUGUCAUUAAUUUCUUCUUUUUUAUAUAAUUAUUGAAUUAUAUAUGUUCCAAACUACCCAUGAUACGUCUGUGAUUGAUUUGACGCAAUAUUAAUAUUACUAAUGGAAAAUUAUAGUCUAUAUUAAAGCAUUUGUGCGGGGUUGCCAAUUCGAAAAAAUCGUUUACAAAAGUAAUAAAUAUAAUAAAAACAAUAAACAUUUUUAUUUAUUUUAUAACAUAUGUCGUUUUGUGAUUAUUGAUUGAUUUUUGGUUUUUCACAAUACACUGAGAAAAAUUAAAUAGGUCAAAACACUUUCCAUUGAUAUUAUGGAAGCAUUCGGUAUAAAAAAAUUAUUGCGAGCAAUAUUUUUUGAAUUUUCGAUCGAUUUAGUGAUCAAAUCUUUCAAUUGAAAUUGAAAUAUUAUACAACAAAAAAUCCUUUUCAAUAUGGACCAGAUUUCUGAAUGAAAAUGAAAUUAAACAAAUUAUUAUCAAUAAAAUUAUUGGAAUACUUGCCAAAUAUAUAAUUUUGAUUCAAAUUCAAGUAAUCUUUCAUAUACUAAAUUUUAGUUCCAAAUUCUUGAUAUUAAAAGAAAUAUUUAAAUUAUGGCAACACUGGUAAUGGUUGUUUGAAUCCAUAACAGUAACCAGACAAUGUUGCCAAUUUUUAUACUGUUACAGCAAACUGACGAAAUAAUUGAUCUCGUCGAAAAUAUCAAAAUGAAUUAUGUUUGAACUGGAUCAUUUGAAUAAUUCUGAAAAUUUCAUAGAUUAUUUAAAUGACAAUUAUAAUCUGCUCAUUGGUUAGAAAUAGAUAGGGAGAGCAGUCGCAAGCAACCCCUUUUUGUAGUUAUAACCUCAUAUCAACUUUCUAGUAACUUUUAAAUAUCAUAAUAUGCAUUUAUAUCGAUUAUAAAUUAAAUAGAAGCUUAAAUUAUUAUGAUUCAUAGAAAUUAGAAAGUAUUAUAAGUGAAUAAACUAGUUGGGUUAAUUAUUUUGGUACACCUUGUAUAUAUAAUUGUUUGGAAUCUCCCUAUGCGAUACUACCAGUAUUUUGGUAAAUAAGAAAUAGUAUUUUCACUAGAAAUUGUGAUUUUUUUUAUUAAUUAUUUCUGAAUAGAAAUAAACGGUUUUUUUUUUCUAUAAAAAAAUUGCCCCGGGCGCAUCGUAAUUCACGACUGUCGAGUCACACCAAACAUUGAAUUUCGGUAUAAAUAGUCACUGUAAAUAUAUUUUUUAGUUUAAGUAGAUAGUAAAUAAUUAUUACAACUAACUUAAGAUUUAAUAUUCGCUGAAAUGCAUUUGAAAACAGGUCAGUUACGUAACAAAUUUGGAAUUGGGAGUAAUUUGAAAAUUGGGAAUUGAUUACCAACAAUAAUAAUCUAAUUUUGUUUCGAAACCGAAGUAUCAAGUUAACUGUUAAUUUUAAUUUAGGAAAAAGUAUUUUUUUAAUGUCGUUGACGCCUUCUAAUGUCGUUAUUCAACAAAAUGAGAAAUUCGUUGCUGAAUUUCCAAUUUUUAACAUUACAUUUAGUACAAUUUUUUAUGUUACUGAAACAUUCACAGAAAUGUAAAUGAAUUAUGCGAAUGCAGUAGUUAAACAGUAAAGCUGUCAAUGGGUAUUUAUAUAAUCGCUUUUUUCUUGUAAUAACAUUAUUGAACAUACACAUAAUUUUGUUAUUUCAGAAUUAAGUUAAAAUAAAUAUUCCGAUUUCUAUGUGUACCUGCUAGCUGGAAGAAUAUAUGCUUCAUUAAUA
This is a messenger RNA of Diorhabda sublineata, 7193 nucleotides long. It is a transcript of the gene sog, whose product is annotated as dorsal-ventral patterning protein Sog. The transcript is spliced from 10 exons. NCBI's taxonomy places the organism in Eukaryota, Metazoa, Arthropoda, Insecta, Coleoptera, Chrysomelidae. The record is from RefSeq and is a predicted model, not a curated record. Gene Ontology annotation, biological process: multicellular organism development. Gene Ontology annotation, molecular function: protein binding. The coding region runs from base 175 to 2970 and encodes 931 amino acids.